AUAUGCACUGGUGUCACAAGUUCUAAGGGGGCGUUCAAAUGCAUUAAUCUCCUAGAAUCCGAAAACUGCAGACUUUGAAAUUAAACAUCUUGGAAUUAAAGCAUUUAUUAAUGUUGUGAGUACCCAAACAGGCAAUCAUGACAACACCUUGGUUUGAACUGCUGAGUGAGAAGAAGCUUCUCGCUCACUUGUCUUCUGAUUCACCAGACCCAUCAGCCCAGGAGCUGAUUGUCAAGCUGAUCGCGUACGCUCCGCGCCCGGUGGUGGCCGGCGCCGAUGUGGAGUUUAUACCGUACGGCGGCUCGGGCGCCGACGAGCGCCGCUCGGCGGCCUCGCUCAGUCUGCAGCAGACGGCGCGCGCUGCCCGCCGAGUGGCCGGCCUGCAGUACAAACUGCUGGCCGUGCAGGUGUUCGCCCACUGCCAAUGGCGCUUCCCGGCGCUCGACAAACGGGUGCCGCUGCCGAUGCAGCAGACGCUGCUGACCACCCUGCUGACCGUCUGCGGCGGGACGGCGCUCUCCGAGGUGGCGUGUCACGCCGACCUGGCCCUGGACUCGCUGCCGCCCCAGGCGCUGUUUGCAGUCAGCCUGUACCACCGCUGGGUGCUGUGGUCCGUCUGCCAGCUGGCCAUGCCCAGUCGGCCGCAGCGCAACGCAGCCAUACCGCUUCCCGGCCAGCAGGACCCGGCCGUGGUGAUGCCCCACGUCUCGGAGGCGGCGCGCCAGUCGGUCGAGGCGCAGGCGGCCGGCUCGCUGGAGCUGCUGGCCCGCCUGCAGGAGAGGCCGCUGCCCAUGCUGCUGCCCUCGGUGCAGACGUUCGGCAGGUACACGGAGACGACGACCGAGCCCGAGCACGACUGGCAGAGCGCCGCCGCCGUCACACAGGAGGAGCUCGUCUGCCAGCUCAACUUCGAGCUCGGCAGGUACCACUUCUUCAAAGGUGACUACAGCGACGCGGGCCUGUGUUUCACGCGCUCCGAGACGCUGUACCGCUCGGCACCGUGGCGGCGCGACUCCCAGUUCGUCUGGCUGAACGAGGCAGAGCUGACCGGGUACUGUCUGGCGGUGAGCGGCUGCCCGCCGCCGAUGCCCCGACGACAGCUCUACCAUAGACUGAGGAGCAGCGUGGUGAACGGAUACCGGGAGAUCGUGGACAUCCUGCUGGAGGAUAACGUCAGCCAGGAGCUACCGAUGACCACCCGGGACACAGUGGCGCGAGACGUGGCCGCCCUGGUGGCGCGACGCGCCGAACGCGUGCCCGCAGACCUGGCGCACAGGAUCGACAUUCUGAACUGCGUGCGCCGCGCGCUGGAGGACCACCACCAGGUGGUGGACCUGUCGGCGCCCCUGGCCGGCUCGGCGCGCCUGCAGCGCCUCCUGCUGGACGCGGUGCUGGAGGCCCUGCCGGCCUGCGAGUCCGCGCCGUCCCCGGACCAGUGCCGGGAGCGGCUGCGGCUGCUGCUGCUGCGCACCGGACAGCACGCACCAGGACUGGUGGCGGCGCUGGCGCACCACGGCGCCGGCGCGGCGCUCUACUCGCCAGAGGAGCUGCAGGAUCUGGUGCAGCUGCAUACGGAGAGUGAGGAGGCCGAGCUGCCGACCGAUCCGCCACCGGCCGCCACCGGCAUACACGACCCCGUGGUGGAGGUGGGCUGUCUGGAGCGGCGUCUGAUGGAGUCGUACUCUCCACCGGAGCUGGCCGCCAUCCUGCGCCAGCUGGCCGCCCUGAAGCCGGGCCGGCCGCUGUGGCGCGCCAACACCCACUGGCAGCUGCCCAUCCCCGUACAGAGCGUUAUCAUGUCGCUGCCGGCCGGCUUCCUCAGAGACUACUUCUACAUCGUCAUGGCCAAAGCCAACGAGCUGCUCCAGCUCAAGCGUUUCGACGGCUCCCGGGAGCUGCUGCAGUCCAUUCUGGAGGAGGCGCAGUCGGGCCCGGCCCAGCAGACACCUACCGCUGCCAAACUGGUCCGGCUGAUCGGCUGGGAAAAGCUGCUGGCCGACCUGCUGCAGCUGCUCCACAACUGGCCCAAAAUCGGAGACUACCGUGAGCUGACGCCGCGCGCCAAGUCGUGUCUGUCUGCGCUGAAGGGCAGUGAGGUGAUCCCUCGCUCGGAGCUGGUCGAACACUGCACGCUGUACCUGCUGAACGUGUGCCAGUGGGACCACCUGAUCGACCACCUCAGUGAGCAGGAGCGGCGCGGCUGGACGCAGAUGGAGCUAGCCGCACUGCUGGCCGCCGUCUGCCGCGAGCUCGUCAACAAGGGAAACGACAGACAGAUGUCCAGGAACCUCUGGAACGCCGUGAUCCCGAUGUUCACCGUCUCGGGACAGCAGAAGCGGACCGCCCUGGGCACCUGUUCCUCCGUGCAGCGGGACUCGCCGCUCGCCAUCAUGCCCCGGACACAGCUCACGCAGUUCAUACAAAAGGUCCACGAGCACACUAGUCUGAGCGUGCUGACCUCACUGCUGACGCGACUGCACAACAUCCUACUGGACGACUCCACCCGUGAGAUGAGCCUGGAGCACGCCGGACUGUGGCCCAACGUCGUCAACAACACGAGUCUGUUCUCGCUAGGCAGUGUGUCCGAGUGCCUGCAGACGCUGCUCGCGCAGGGCAUCCGCCUGUACCCGGCGCACAUCCCCUGGCUGCAGGGCAUGGCCGACCUCAGAUACGCGGGUCACGAGCCGACCUCCUCACUGCGCCACUACCUGGAGGCGUGUCUGGUGAGCUCCGAGUACUUUUCGCGGCCCGUACCGCGCACCGUGCUCAGCGAGGCAGUGCUGCGGCGCAUGAUCAAAUGCUGCUCGGCGCUGCACUGCUACACGCAGGCGGCCGUGCUGUGCCAGUUCCUGGACGACGUCGACUACGCCAGCGCGUUCCAGUACGCCUCCGAGCGCAGCUGCUCGGACGCCAUGGACGCCUACUACGAGUGUGUCUGGGACGUCACACUGCUCGAGUUCCUCACCAGCCUGCACCACCGGCGGGCCGAGCGCACCAAACGACAGCAGGUCAUCAAACUGAUCGGACAGCUGGAGCUCAACUCAAACAAUAACGAGGAGAUCCAGCGCGAGGCGGCGGCCGUGCGCAAGGCGCGCUUCCUCAGGGCGAUGGUCAAACAGUAUGCGGCGUGACGGACGGAGGGCGAGGGUGGCGCGGAGCCGCAGUGGUGGUGAUGGCACGAGCUGCAGUGUUAAGGACGGCGUGGGGCCGAGGGAGGCACGGAGGGCUGUGUCGAGAGUGGGAGGCCAUGGGCUGUGGUUGGUGAUGUUCGGAGAAAAGGCUGUGUGGACUUGGGACACUAGGGUUCGCUCAUCAGCCAGAUGAGGGAUUUGAAGAACCCGGCGAUCCGCGCACGGCGAAACGGAGCUGAUUAUCUGGCUGAGCGUUUUGUCCAUCCGGCUGGCAAAGCUCGUCCUUCUGGCAAAAGGCCCACGUGACUUGCAAUCGCAGACCUACUCUGGCACACUUCUCGCACGAUACCGAGCCUCGUAUACCCUACGGGACCUGACGCCAAGCUGAGAGCCAACCCUCUGCAUAAUUCCACCGCUGUGCUGACGAGUGAGUUGUGGAAUGAGUAUGUGCUCACCGCAUGAGUGGCGUGUGAUCCGUGUAAAUGUGGCGGCAGACUGGUCACGAUGCUGCUAAUGUGUGUUUCGGUGCGUGUUCGAAAUAUGUGCUCACAUCGCAUCGCAUAUGUUGAUUUUAUGUGUAUUGUAAUUUCAUGCUGUAUAAACGUACAUCAUCGUGUCAGAA
Messenger RNA from Amphibalanus amphitrite, 3753 nucleotides. RefSeq names its product integrator complex subunit 8-like (gene IntS8). Gene Ontology annotation, cellular component: integrator complex. Gene Ontology annotation, biological process: snRNA 3'-end processing. Lineage: Eukaryota; Metazoa; Arthropoda; Thecostraca; Balanomorpha; Balanidae. The record is from RefSeq and is a predicted model, not a curated record. The transcript has 16 exons. The coding region runs from base 138 to 3131 and encodes 997 amino acids.